Molecule: messenger RNA, 939 nt
Organism: Kogia breviceps (pygmy sperm whale)
Lineage: Eukaryota; Metazoa; Chordata; Mammalia; Artiodactyla; Physeteridae
Gene: SFRP1
Product: secreted frizzled related protein 1
Biological process (GO): non-canonical Wnt signaling pathway; canonical Wnt signaling pathway
Molecular function (GO): Wnt-protein binding
Source: RefSeq, a predicted model, not a curated record
GGGGCGCCGAGCAUGGGCGGCGGGCGCUGGGCCGCGGCGGGCGCGCUGGUGGCGCUGGCCGCCGGGCUCCUGGCCGCGGGCUCGGCCAGCGAGUACGACUACGUGAGCUUCCAGUCGGACGUCGGCGCGUACCAGAGCGGGCGCUUCUACACCAAGCCGCCGCAGUGCGUGGACAUCCCGGUGGACCUGCGGCUGUGCCACACCGUGGGCUACAAGAGGAUGGUGCUGCCCAACCUGCUGGAGCACGAGACCAUGGCCGAGGUGAAGCAGCAGGCCAGCAGCUGGGUGCCCCUGCUCAACAAGAACUGCCACAUCGGCACGCAGGUCUUUCUCUGCUCGCUCUUCGCGCCCGUCUGCCUGGACCGGCCCAUCUACCCGUGCCGCUGGCUCUGCGAGGCCGUGCGAGACUCGUGCGAGCCCGUCAUGCAGUUCUUCGGCUUCUACUGGCCCGAGAUGCUCAAGUGCGACAAGUUCCCCGAGGGCGACGUCUGCAUCGCCAUGACCCCGCCCAACGCCACCGAGGCCUCCAAGCCCCAAGGCACGACGGUGUGUCCUCCCUGUGACAACGAGCUGAAAUCUGAAGCCAUAAUCGAGCAUCUCUGUGCCAGCGAGUUUGCCCUGAGAAUGAAAAUCAAAGAAGUGAAAAAGGAAAAUGGCGACAAGAAGAUUGUUCCCAAGAAGAAGAAGCCCCUGAAGCUGGGGCCCAUCAAGAAGAAGGAGUUGAAGAAGCUGGUCCUGUUCCUGAAGAAUGGGGCCGACUGCCCCUGUCACCAGCUGGACAACCUCAGCCACCACUUCCUCAUCAUGGGCCGCAAGGUCAAGAGCCAGUACCUUCUGACGGCCAUCCAUAAGUGGGACAAGAAAAACAAAGAAUUCAAAAACUUCAUGAAGAAGAUGAAGAAUCACGAAUGUCCCACUUUCCAGUCGGUCUUUAAGUGA